CUAGAGAUGAUCGGGAAGGUGAAAGAUGCUUGAUAUUGAUCGCUUAGCGCGAAGGCAAAUGUGGGGUACUGACGUGGACUUGAGCUGUCACGUGGAUUGGCCUCGAAAUCGACUUCCAAGUCGUGUCUCGCUUUCAUCACAUCAACACAACCGCGUCAAACAUAUUCUAUCGUCAGCAAUCACCAUUCACCCAGCUCACGGCGGAUAUUGAAAGCGUCGGAGGAUUUUGUGAAGACAAUGACUAGGAACAAACCUGUCAGCAUCCACGACGAGGUCCACUCGUCGUCCUCGAAGGAGCACAACGAAUCUUUGGAUAUCCGAAUCCUUACCCAUAACAUUCGUUAUGCGACGAAUGCUCCCUUCAAGGGCGAAGAACGAUGGCCCAUCCGAUGUCCUCGCCUAUGCUCAGAGCUUGUCUUCAAUUCAAUUCAGCCCAACUCCUUCAUCUGUCUUCAGGAAGUGCUCCACUUGCAGUUGGAGGAUAUUCUCGAGUCUUUGAACAAGUCUUCAAGCCCGGGUAGCCAAUGGGCGUAUAUUGGAGUCGGUCGUGAUGACGGGAAGCAAGCUGGAGAGUAUUCGCCGAUUUUCUACAGGCCUUCAGUGUGGCAUUUGACCCGAUCUGAAACACAGUGGUUGAGUCCAACUCCUCAUGUUCCUUCAAAAGGCUGGGAUGCUUCAAGUAUCAGGAUUGUUACUGUUGGGCAUUUUACACAUGCACAGACAGGACGAAAGAUCAUCGUUCUCAGCACCCAUCUAGACAAUGAUGGAUCUCAAUCUCGACGGGAAAGUGCGAAAAUAAUCCUCGGCGAAAUCCAGACUAUCACGGACACGAAAGAUGUCUCAGCUAUUCUGCUCGCGGGAGACUUUAAUAGCCCUCCAGAUGAUGGGGCCUACCAGAUUAUGACCUCACCAGACUCGAUCAUGGAAGAUAUCGGCGUUAAGAUUCCAGAGGAGAAGAGAUAUGGGAAUGAGAUGACUUUCACAUCAUUUGGAUAUAUCGAUAAUACGGCUACUCGUAUUGAUUUCAUCUUUUCGAGAAAAGAUGACGAAGUCACGUACCGUACAUACGCGGUCUUGGCGAAUCGAUUUGAUGAUGGCGUCUACUCUUCAGACCAUAGAGCUUGUGUUGCGGAUCUUGUUCUGAAAUAGGAACAUAUCCAUCCAUUACACCUUACAGGAGAGGUGACUACAGUACUUGUUAACUGCCUCCAUAUUGGGAGGUUCUCGUCCCUACAGGUUUCGAGCAUGAAGUUCUCAGCCACUAGCAAAUUUUGCGGUAUGAAGCAAUUUAGCUGCUCAUCACUAUCUCAGAG
Mollisia scopiformis is the source of this 1313-nucleotide messenger RNA. Its product is annotated as endonuclease/exonuclease/phosphatase family protein-like protein. The transcript has a single exon. Gene Ontology annotation, molecular function: 3'-5'-RNA exonuclease activity. Lineage: Eukaryota; Fungi; Ascomycota; Leotiomycetes; Helotiales; Mollisiaceae. Bases 238 to 1149 code for a protein of 303 amino acids. The record is from RefSeq and is a predicted model, not a curated record.